Telopea speciosissima is the source of this 429-nucleotide messenger RNA. RefSeq lists its product as uncharacterized. NCBI's taxonomy places the organism in Eukaryota, Viridiplantae, Streptophyta, Magnoliopsida, Proteales, Proteaceae. The record is from RefSeq and is a predicted model, not a curated record. Gene Ontology annotation, molecular function: zinc ion binding. Bases 1 to 429 code for a protein of 142 amino acids. The transcript has a single exon.
AUGUCUAGCUCAAGUGUUAAUUGCAGCAAUCCUAAUACACUCAAGUACAAAUCCUUGAGGUGCAAAUGUAAUCGGAAAGCUGUGAUUAGAAUAUCAGAGACUGAUAAUAAUCCAAAUAGGCUUUUUUACAGUUGCCCACAGAUUAAUGGUUGUAAUUUUUUUGUUUGGUGUGAUCCCAUUGUUGCACCAACAACCGAGCUUGUGCCGAAUCCCACCCCUGAUUUACAAGAGUUGCAGGAGGAGGUGCGGGUGCUACGAGAGGAGAUACGGGUUUUGCGAGAGGUGUUACGGGGGUUACAACAGGCGGUGCAAAGUGGAACAAUUAGAAUGGAUGAAACGGAGAAGUUUGUUGCAUCAAUGAAGCUUGGAGUUUAUUUUGUUCUAGUUUUCUUUGUUGGUGUAAUUGUAUCAGUUAUGAUUGGCAAAUAA